Messenger RNA from Penicillium paradoxum, 2247 nucleotides. RefSeq names its product transient receptor potential ion channel family protein. Gene Ontology annotation, biological process: transmembrane transport; fungal-type cell wall biogenesis. The record is from RefSeq and is a predicted model, not a curated record. The transcript is spliced from 2 exons. Lineage: Eukaryota; Fungi; Ascomycota; Eurotiomycetes; Eurotiales; Aspergillaceae. The coding region runs from base 1 to 2247 and encodes 748 amino acids.
AUGCGGUUAUUAUCGCUCCUCGCCGGCUUCGUCGCCUUUCUGGCGCCGCUAGCUUCAGCCAUUCAGCUCCUUGAAUCUAAUGCACUUAGCGUGUGUAUGCAGAGUAGCAACUUCACAGCAACUUAUUUCAACGUCGUCUUCUACCCAGGAAACAACUCUCUUGUGGUCGGCCUUGAUGGCGUCUCAUACAUCACGGGCAAGGUCGUUGCGGAAAUGACCCUCACCGCGUAUGGUUAUGAGGCAUACAAAAACACGCUCGAUCCCUGUGGGAUUAAAGGCAUGGGAAUGUGUCCCAUGGCCGCUGGACCUAUAGACUUGGGUCCACUUUCCCUCGACCUGCCAGAUGGCACCUCAGACAGCAUUCCAGGUAUUGCCUAUACCGUUCCUGACCUUGAUGCCAAUGUGCGAAUUGUCAUCAAGACGGCUGACACGAAAGAAAAAAUUGCUUGCGUCGAGGCCUCGCUUUCCAACGGCAAGACUGUAAACCAAGCUGGAGUCUCGUGGACAACUGCUAUUAUCUCGGGUUUGGGUCUUGCUGCAUCUGCCAUUACUUCCGGACUAGGUCAUUCCAACACAGCGGCUCAUGUCGCAGCUAACGCCCUCUCUCUUUUCGGAUUCAUGCAGUCACAGGCUAUGAUUGGCAUGACCUCGGUCCAUAUGCCUCCAAUUGUGGAAGCAUGGACACAGAAUUUCCAGUGGAGCAUGGGUAUCAUCCGCGUAGGAUUUCUCCAGACGAUUGCUACUUGGUACCAGCGGGCGACAGGUGGAACCCCGUCGACCCUCAUGUCCCAACUUGGAGAUACUUCUGUGGAAGUGCUCAGGCGUCGCAAGCGUGACGUAGCAACUCCUGCAGUGGAAACUGCAGUGGAAUUGUUCAAAAGAGCCACCAGUGCAAUGGUGGUUAAGCGUUCAACUGGUAUGGUUAAAAGAGCUGAGCAAGCCCAGAAACUUCUUGUCAUUCGAGGAAUUGACCGCGUUGGAUUCCGUGCGAACAUGGAGGAAACCAACAUUUUCCUCACUGGCUUGAUUUUCUUCUCAGUCUUCACUUGUUUCGUCAUCAUCAUCGUUGCAGCAUUCAAGGGCAUUACCGAGCUUCUUGCCAAGCACGGCAAAAUGAAGAGCGACCGAUUCCAAGACUUCCGCAAUGGAUGGAAGGUCGUUCUUCGCGGUAUCUUGUUUCGCCUGACACUCAUUGGUUUCCCUCAAAUGUCUGUACUUUGCCUCUGGGAGUUCACACAGCGUGACUCGGCAGCUGAGGUGGUUUUGGCAGUGAUUAUGAUCCUGUCUAUGCUUAUCUCCCUCGGAUGGGCAUCUCAGAAGGUCAUCCGGUUGGCAAAGCGUUCAGUCACAAUGCACAAGAAUCCGGCCUACAUUCUCUACUCUGACCCAGCCUGUCUGAACAAGUGGGGCUUCUUAUAUGUGCAGUACCGAGCGACGGCGUACUACUUCGUUGUUCCAUUCCUCAUUUACACAUUGAUCAAGGGUAUGUUCAUUGGUCUGAGCCAACCUGCACCUGUCGUUCAGACAGUGGCCUUGGUGGUCCUUGAGCUCGCCAUGCUGGUUGCUGUGUGCGUUCUCCGCCCUUGGAUGGACAAGAAAACAAACAUUUUCAACAUCUCCAUUGCUGUGAUCAAUUUCCUUAAUUCUAUCUUCCUAUUGGUCUUCUCGGAUGUGUUCGACCCCCCUGGAAUGAUGAUUGGUGUCAUGGGUGUCAUCUUCUUCGUUUAUAAUGCCGUGUUCGCUUUGGUCCUUUUGAUCCUCGUUCUGCUCGCCUCGAUUUACGCCGUUGUCUCCAAGAACCCCGACACUCGGUACCAGCCCAUGCGCGAUGACCGCGGUUCGUUCAUCAAGUCCCAGACUCAGCUUACCACUGAACUGGAUGCCCUGGGCGCUACAGCCCGGGGUGAUGACAAGGCUGGACAUUAUAAUAAUAACCCAUUCGACGACGAUACUGCCUCUAUCUCUAGCGGAAACGGUGCCACAAUUGGCCGUCAAAUGGAAUCAACCUACCCCCCGCAAGGCAAUAUCACCCAAGCGCCUCGGUCCCCCGUUGACCCGUCUGUACCACUGUUCCCCAGCAGUGCCUCGGGUAACCCUCCCCCGGGAUAUGACCACUUCGGUCGAUCACCUUCACCCGCCCCACGGAGCUUCGAUAACGCUCCUAUCGGCCAAUCUGCUUUGUCGACAAACUACCAAGCCCAAAAUUCUGCCAGUCCUUGGCAACGAGGUGCUGGUUAUGACCACUAA